AUGCAUAAUCGAAUCCGACUGAAUAUCCUGACUCAAAAACUUCUAGAAUUACAGAAAAACACAUCCAAUUUCCCAGUUAUUCCUCACGAUUCAUACACAGGUUUUAGUUUUACACACGUACGCUACAAGUCGAAAUACAACAAAGGGAAAAAGAACAGAAUCCGUGAUAGAUCAGGGACUACCGGUGUUGUUUGGAGGAGGAAGAGAUUCACCUCCGCCGGGGUCUCCAUCGCCGCCGGCGGUGUCGUUGUUGUUGUUGUCAGUGGUGGUGAUAGGGUUGUUCCUGAUGAAACCAAGGGUUUCCACUGUUUUGAUGGCGAUUGA
Molecule: messenger RNA, 324 nt
Organism: Lactuca virosa
Lineage: Eukaryota; Viridiplantae; Streptophyta; Magnoliopsida; Asterales; Asteraceae
Source: the annotation of a GenBank genome assembly